AUGCCUGAUGGGUACUCUAAUGCAGGAAGCCUGUUCCUGCACGUCCUGGCAUUUUUAGCAGCUGCUGGCAUUCAUGCCAGAGCCAGCAGUCCAGAGCCUUUUGGGGGAGACUUCGAGAAUCCUUUUGACGCGAGUAUCCAUUUUCGGCCAGACGUGGAUGAUUCGAUGGAUCUUCUCACAACAGAUCCCGACGAGCUUCCUCUCGGUGACGAGACGUGGAGAUCGCAACCCAGAGCCAACACUGGCACAAUUGAUCCGUUCUCUUGUGUCGACACCACUCGGCAUUCGGCAAUUGCAUGUUUUGAUUUCUCUAUGGCCAGCUGCACGCCUUUCCAGCAGACCCACUGUGACUGUACUGCAGUGCGACCUAUCUGUGUGACACAGUCCAACAAGAAAGCCUCGCCUGCCUCCAGCGAUUUCCCGGAGAAACACUCUUGCUGCUCGAGGCCUGGUACUGCAUCAGAGGGGAUGUUGCUUGGCAAAGCCAAAGAGAGCAGCCCUUUCGCAAAGCACAUAAUGGAGAAAGCGUUGUCCUCUUGGGACACGAGGGAAAAGACCAAGUGUUACAGCACAGCAAGAUCUGCGAGAGGCACCGUCUCCCUCACAGACUGCAAGACUAAGUGUUUGGAAGAGAAGCGCGAAGUUGAACCCAAGGAAUGUGACGCCAUCCUCUACAAGGAGAAAGGCAAUGGAAAGGGACUGUGCUUCGUGCUUUUCGGCUUGGAUGAGCCUUCGUGCGAAGAGAGCGAAAAAUGGCAAACGCUGAUUUACAAGAAGUAG
Symbiodinium pilosum is the source of this 780-nucleotide messenger RNA. The record is from the annotation of a GenBank genome assembly. Lineage: Eukaryota; Dinophyceae; Suessiales; Symbiodiniaceae.